UCUUGUGUUCGGGUCGUGGACAAUGGAAGAGAAAGCCAUCACAGGAAAUGUUUCUUCAUUUUCACACUCUGCAAUACUUCUAAUCAUAAUGAUCAGCUGAAGCUUGGGGCAACCAGCUCAGAAGAAGCAGCUAAGUGGAUUAGUUCUUUACAAGAUGCUGCUGUUAAGCCAGUUACGGACAUGUUUUUUUGUUCCAAAAGGAAAUAUCAGCCUUUUAGCCUGACUGUUACCAAAAGAAUGGCAAAAAGGUCUAUCGACUGGACAGCAGCAUCUUCUUCGCAUGUAGAUGUCAUCACAUCUGAUGUAAUCUCACCUUCUCCGUGGAAAAUAUUUGGUUGUGAAAAUGGAUUACGUCUUUUCAAAGAAGCCAAAGACAGAGACUCAAAUGGAAGGCAUUGGGAGGAUACACCAGCCAUAAUGGCAGUUGGCGUCAUCAAUGCAGGCUCGGAAGAUGUUUUUCGUACGGUUAUGGAUAUUGGUCCAUCAAGGACCGAAUGGGAUUUUUGUUACUACAAGGUACUGUGGUUGAGCAUCUGGAUGGUCAUACUGAUAUCAUUCACAUUCAGCUGUAUAACCAUUGGCUUCCAUGGUCCAUGAAACGACGGGACUUGCUGAUAAGACGUUACUGGAGAAGAGAAGGCGAUGGCACAUAUG
This is a messenger RNA of Striga asiatica, 654 nucleotides long. The record is from the annotation of a GenBank genome assembly. Lineage: Eukaryota; Viridiplantae; Streptophyta; Magnoliopsida; Lamiales; Orobanchaceae.